AUAUAAACCGAACCCUGCUAUGCUGUUGUUAUGUAUACUAUUCGGCGUAAUUGCAUUCCCCGCCCAAAAUCCUCGUGGGAGUCUGUGUCCAAUGCACAAAGAAGUGAUUGGACAACUGAAUCGGAGCUUCGUGAUUGAAUCGAGCCGGUCGAACUCUCUGAUCUACUCCAAGAAAUAUGUUGACGACGAUGGCGCUAUCUUUCGCUACCGUUCAUUCCUCAGUGAUUCAUUACUGAAACUGCUCUCUGUUUGUGUAUACCACAUUACGAUGCGCUGGAAUCAUAAUGCAAUUGGUAUUCAGCAAGAAAACUUGGAACGAAGGGGGUUCCGUACUAAAUGAAACAUAAUGAUACAGCUAUUGCUCUAUUAUUCUGGUCUAUCAUUAUGUUAAUUAUGAAUACAAAUGAGGGUGGAUUUUUCAGUGGGAACCGUGACAAUCUGUUUGCUCCCUUUUGUGGAAGACAAGUGCAGGUAGACGCUAGACAGGUGCAAGGAUCAAAAUUUGUGAGGCAGACACGCUUGCUAGUAGUUGCUAUUUGUUGGCACUCACAUCACAUGGACUAAUUAAGACUUUUUUUGGGCUUUUGGAGGAGGGUAGGGUUUAAUCUCAACUCAAUGACUACUUUCCAUAUAUUACUGUGUGGAAGUAACUCUUUUGUUGAGUUUAUCUAGGUUUAGGUUGGUGAGCUGUUAAUUUAGUUACCCCAUGAUGCCCGUGAAGUAUACACGCUGCGACGUCCUGAAAAGAUGUUGUUGACCAUUGUCAAUUUUGCCA
Molecule: messenger RNA, 775 nt
Organism: Prosopis cineraria
Lineage: Eukaryota; Viridiplantae; Streptophyta; Magnoliopsida; Fabales; Fabaceae
Exons: 2
Coding region: 20-340 (106 amino acids)
Source: RefSeq, a predicted model, not a curated record